Molecule: messenger RNA, 2144 nt
Organism: Microtus ochrogaster (prairie vole)
Lineage: Eukaryota; Metazoa; Chordata; Mammalia; Rodentia; Cricetidae
Gene: Slc36a2
Product: solute carrier family 36 member 2
Biological process (GO): glycine transport; L-alanine transport; proline transmembrane transport
Cellular component (GO): vacuolar membrane
Molecular function (GO): glycine transmembrane transporter activity; L-proline transmembrane transporter activity; L-alanine transmembrane transporter activity
Source: RefSeq, a predicted model, not a curated record
GAGGCCAGAUCCACUGAGCCCAGCUUGCACCUGCAUCCACACCUCCCCAACUGCCCCUUCUCUAUCCUGAGCUUGCCUUUUCUGAAGCUGUCAUGUCUGUGACCAAGAGUGCUGGGGAUCCCCAGGUAGCCACCACUAUCAAGCUGGACCUCGUGUCGUCUCCUGAGAGUACCAAGAAAGUGCAGAGCCAGGAUCCUAGUCUCGGGAAUGGGAGCGCCUCAGAUCCAUCAAAGAAGACCAAGGGCAUAACAGGGUUCCAGACAUUGGUUCACCUGGUCAAAGGCAACAUGGGCACGGGGAUCCUGGGACUCCCCUUGGCUGUGAAGAAUGCAGGCAUCUUGAUGGGCCCGCUCAGUCUGCUGGUGAUGGGCCUCAUCGCCUGCCACUGUAUGCACAUCCUGGUCAGGUGUGCCCAGCGCUUCUGUCACAGACUCAACAAGCCCUUCAUGGACUAUGGGGACACAGUGAUGCAUGGACUGGAAGCUAGUCCCAAUGCCUGGCUGCAAAACCACGCCCACUGGGGGAGGUACAUCGUGAUCUUCUUCCUCAUUGUCACCCAACUGGGCUUCUGUUGUGUGUACAUCGUGUUUCUGGCGGACAAUUUAAAACAGGUAGUAGAAGCUGUUAAUGGAACAACCAUCAGCUGCCACUACAACGAGACCAUAGAUCUGACACCCACCAUGGAUUCACGACUCUAUAUGCUUGCCUUCCUGCCCAUUCUGGGGCUUCUGGUCUUCAUUCGGAACCUCCGUAUCCUUACCAUCUUCUCCAUGUUGGCCAACAUCAGCAUGUUUGUCAGCCUGGUCAUCAUUGCCCAGUACAUCAUCCAGGGAAUCCCAGACCCUAGCCAGUUGCCACUGGUAGCAAGCUGGAAGACCUACCCUCUCUUCUUUGGAACAGCCAUUUUCUCGUUUGAAAGCAUCGGCGUGGUGCUGCCUCUGGAAAACCAGAUGAAGGAUGCCCGCCGCUUCCCAACCAUUCUGUCUCUGGGGAUGUCCAUCAUCACCACCCUAUACAUUGCCAUCGGGACCUUGGGCUACCUGCGGUUUGGAGAUGACAUCAAAGCCAGCAUCACGCUUAACCUGCCCAACUGUUGGCUGUACCAGUCAGUCAAGCUCCUGUAUGUCGUCGGCAUCCUGUGUACCUACGCCCUGCAGUUCUACGUCCCUGCAGAAAUCAUCGUCCCCCUUGCUGUCUCCCAGGUGUCAAAGCGCUGGAAACUGCCCGUGGACCUGUCCAUCCGUCUCGCCAUGGUCUGCCUCACAUGCAUGCUGGCCAUCCUCAUUCCACGCCUGGACCUGGUCAUCUCCCUGGUGGGCUCUGUAAGCAGCAGCGCCCUGGCCCUCAUCAUCCCACCCCUGCUGGAGAUCGCCACCUACUACUCAGAGAGCAUAAGCCCCCUGACCAUCACCAAGGAUGCCCUCAUCAGCAUCCUGGGCUUCGUGGGCUUCGUGGUGGGGACCUACCAGGCCCUAGAUGAAUUGAUUGGGUCCGGGAACUCUCUCCCUUUCUCCAACUCCACUAUGUUUAUUCAGUGACAGAGCCUUCCCUCACCCACGGUGACUUAUGUGGUUUCACUUCGCCUUUUCUCUGGUCCAAGACAUGAAAAAUUCGCAGACACAAGGUGCAGCUGGUCAUUUAAAAAAAAAAGGACAAACCUUGGUCAUCCUCUGGUUUUCCACACAGUGGAGAGCUCUUCCGUGGAAGCUUUUAGAUUCCGCUCUCCUUUUUUGGUCAGUUAUCUAAUUUCGUAUCUUGAGUGGAACUAUGCAAAAAUCAGCCACUAGGGGGCAGCAAGGGCCAGCUUCUGGCAGAAGAAGCUCUCUUCCUGUUCAUUUAGUAAAUAGGUCACAUCCUUUUCCUGUCAGUGCCUGGGAACACACGAUGCUCACUCACCUCAGCAUCAAGAUAGAGGGGGCCAAGGUGAGUCCCAUGCUCAGGUAAAAAGGCACCAUCUGUGUUUCAGAUAAGGGCGUUGAACUUUCUAAACCACUAAAGUUUUAGCCCAACUCAGAAACCCAGCAGGUGAAUAAGAAAAAAAUCAGGGUCAAGCUGAUGAGCUAAGAGCACGAGGCAGCAGACAAAGACAACACUGGAGGAGGUUUUUAUGUCUGAAUUAUUGCAACUGCAAUAAACAUUCUCGA